AUGUCUCAGCAAUCAAAUGAUGAAUCUCUCGUUUCAGACUCAGCAGCACCGGAGGAGUCCUCUAACCCUAAUAGGGUCCUUAAGGUUGUCCCUUUAAGGACGAUUAGCAAUGACGAACUAAAGGCCACAAAGCCUAAAACGACUCAUGCAAAACGAUCCAAGUAUGUCGAUAGCGCAAUUACCAGGAUUGUUAAUCAUAUUUUGAAGGAGAAUCAUCACGUGCCUGGAAUAUCUAUUCCUCUUCAAACCAUAAUGGCUGAUCCCCUUAAUAACACCAGUAAGGCUGAGGCUGUUCACACCGUUGAUAGUGACCUAGAAAUCAACAAGGAUGAACAAGGGGUUACUAAGAAUACCAGUGUCACCGAGAAUGUCAAUGACAUUGAUAAUAAUGAGCAACCUAAGGCCAAUACUGAAACUGAUACUAAUGUGGUAGACUUAGAUGAGUACUCUGACGACGAAUUACUUACCUCCUUGAAUUCGAGUGUAGCCAACAGGCUAAUGACAAGAAGAAAAGGCAAAGCUGUUGUUCAAGGAUCACCAAAAGGGAGCACUCAAGUGAACAACUCUACCAAAGACAUUGUCAGGAAGAAGAGUAAUUCUACAGGUCCUGUCAAGAGCAAAGCUGUUACCAAGGGUAAAAGGUUUGGUCCUCCAAAAUCCUGGAGCAGGGUCAUUCCAAAGAAAAGAAAAGAGCGGGAAAUUAUUGAACGUGAAUCUGAUGUUGAAGUAAAUGUCCCUAACAUUCCAUCAAGGAAGAAGCCUACAACCAGUAAGCUUGCUGCUAACAUCCCUGAAGUUCCCAUUGAUAAUGUGUCUUUUCACUAUGCCUCUAGUGUCAGCAGCUGGAAAUAUGUUCUCCAAAAGGGAUUUGCUGUUGAAAGAGAAUUGGCUCCAAAUGCUCUUGAAAACAAGGAGGUCUUAGAGCUGGUUCAAGAAGCUGGACUGCUAAAAACUGUGUGCAAUCUUCCUAAAUGUUAUGAGAAACUGGUCAAAGAAUUUGUGGUAAACCUAUCUGAAGAUUGUGACAAUAGCAAAAAUGCAGACUACAGAAAGGUGUUUGUAAGAGGUAAGUGUGUAUCCUUCUCUCCUUCUGUGAUUAAUAAAUUCUUGGGAAAAACAGAUGAAGCUCAAAUUGAGCUGGAAGUAACAGACAACCAAGUCUGUCAAGUGAUCAUAGCCAAGCAGGUAAAAAGCUGGCCCAUGAAAGAGAAGCUAACUGCAAGUAAGCUUAGCAUCAAGUAUGCAAUGCUUCAUAAAAUAGGAGCAGCUAAUUGGGUUCCAACAAAUCACAAGUCCACUAUCUCAACUGUGCUUGGUAGAUUUCUGUACGUUAUAGGAAAAAAGGUAAAGUUUGAUUAUGGAGCAUAUAUUUUCGACCAAACCAUGAAACAUGUUGGAAGCUUCAGUAUUAAGGGUCCAAUUUCCUUUCCAUCCCUCUUGAGUGGUGUAAUUCAGGAUCAAUAUCCAAACACUCUCAAUGAACAUGACAUCAGCUGA
This is a messenger RNA of Vicia villosa (hairy vetch), 1497 nucleotides long. RefSeq lists its product as uncharacterized. The record is from RefSeq and is a predicted model, not a curated record. Bases 1 to 1497 code for a protein of 498 amino acids. NCBI's taxonomy places the organism in Eukaryota, Viridiplantae, Streptophyta, Magnoliopsida, Fabales, Fabaceae. The transcript has a single exon.